This is a messenger RNA of Enterobius vermicularis (human pinworm), 1047 nucleotides long. The record is from the annotation of a GenBank genome assembly. Lineage: Eukaryota; Metazoa; Nematoda; Chromadorea; Rhabditida; Oxyuridae.
AUGAGGAUUUUAUUAAGCGGUGCAGCAGGAUUUAUUGGAAGUCAUGUUGCAUUAGAUCUGAUCGAAAAAGGUUACGAUGUGGUCUGUGUCGACAAUUUUUCUAAUGCUGUUGAAGAUACUGAUGGGAAUGCCGUAAGUUUAAAGCGGGUGUCACAGAUUACGGGAAAAGAAGUUCCAUUUGUUUUCGCUGAUUGCUGUAAGCCAGACCAACUGGAAGUAGCUUUUCAAAAGUAUACGAUUGAUGGCGUUAUACAUUUGGCCGGCUUUAAAGCUGUGGGAGAAUCAGUGGCUAAACCAUUGGAAUAUUACCGAAAUAAUAUUACAGCCACAUUUGUGCUGUUAGAGCUCUGUAGAAAGCACAAUGUUAAGAAUUUUGUCUUCUCGAGUAGUGCUACUGUAUAUGGUGCUCCACAGCACUUACCGAUCAAGGAAGAAGACCAAGUUGGCGUUGGAAUUACAAAUCCUUAUGGUCAGACAAAAUACAUGAUUGAAAAAAUAUUGAGUGAUUUUGCUGUUGCUGAAAAAGAAUGGAAUAUUAUUAUUUUGCGGUAUUUUAACCCUAUCGGCGCUCAUCCUAGUGGACUUAUUGGCGAAGAUCCGAAAGGAAUACCGAAUAAUCUCAUGCCGUAUGUGACUCAAGUAGCAAUCGGCAGGUUGCCACAUUUAACAGUUUUCGGCAACAAGUACAAUACUCCCGAUGGAACUGGAAUUCGCGAUUAUAUUCAUGUUAUGGACCUUGCCCGUGGUCACGUUGCUGCGUUUGAUCGCAUAAAAAAGGAGGGAAAAGUUGGUCUUGAGGUUUACAACCUUGGUACUGGGAAAGGUUACUCAGUCCUUGAAAUAGUUGCUGCGAUGGAAGAAGCAAGCGGCCGUAAGAUAGCAACAAAAAUUGGCCUCCCUAGAUCAGGCGAUUUAGAGACACUGUAUUGUGACCCGUCUUUAGCCUUAAAGAAAAUGGGAUGGAAAUGCGAAUAUGGUUUGAAGGAAAUGUGCAGAGAUAGUUGGAACUGGCAAAGCAAAAACCCGACUGGAUUUUCGCAGUCUUAG